Messenger RNA from Solea solea (common sole), 4629 nucleotides. Its product is annotated as nuclear receptor-binding protein 2-like. The transcript has 18 exons. NCBI's taxonomy places the organism in Eukaryota, Metazoa, Chordata, Actinopteri, Pleuronectiformes, Soleidae. Gene Ontology annotation, biological process: protein phosphorylation; endoplasmic reticulum to Golgi vesicle-mediated transport; intracellular signal transduction. The coding region runs from base 701 to 2239 and encodes 512 amino acids. Gene Ontology annotation, cellular component: cytoplasm; endomembrane system. Gene Ontology annotation, molecular function: ATP binding; protein serine/threonine kinase activity. The record is from RefSeq and is a predicted model, not a curated record.
ACACUCUGCGCACCGUGGCAGGCAGCCAGGAACCCACGGCUGCUUCAAAACACUGACAACGACGCGCGUGGAAGAUGGUCGACACUCGACGAGGGGAAAAAAAACAUGAAGUCCUCUGCGUAAAAACAGGCGUCGUCUGAGGCGAACGCUGCUCGAACUGGACGCCAGCGCGAACCGUUUCUGCUGCUCUGAGCGAACUUGAGCCGCCGCUGUGUGACUGCAAAUAUAAAAGCUGGGGGAAAAAAAACCCAUUUCGCAACCUAUUUUGUGUGCAGAGGCUGCGGGGCGCACGGAGAAGAAGAGGAAGAAGUGUGGGAUAUAACACGUCCACGCUGCUCACACGCGGCACGUACACGUCUGUGUUUUACGGGAAGGGGUUUCAGUGAAGAGGAGGCUACUGCUGGUUUUUAAAACAAAUACCAAAGAGAGAGGGAGGAAGAAAGAGAGAGGGAGCUGCUGGUGUCUCCGUGUGGAGGGAGGGAGGUAGGGAGGUAUUGAGAGAGACAGAGAGAGAGAGAGAGAGAGGGAGGGAAGGAUCAGUGCGCAGACAAGCGGCGGAGCGUCUCUGCGCUACCGCUCGUCUCAACGACACACAGGACAGGACGAGGAAGAAGAGGCGGAGAGAGAGAGCGAGAGAGAGAGAGAGGGAGAGGAUCUUAGUCCUUAGUGUGGGGAUCUGCACCAAACACACGGUGUGAAAAUGACGAUGUCCGUCCCGGAGAGGAAAUCAGGAUCUGAGGGGAAGGAGGAGGAGAGCGAGGAUGAGAGUGAAAUCCUGGAGGAGAGUCCGUGCGGCCGCUGGCAGAAGCGCAAAGAGCAGGUCAGCCAAGGAAAUGUCCCGGGGGUGGAGAGUGCGUCUUUGGCCAUGGACACAGAGGAGGGAGUGGAGGUGGUGUGGAACGAAGUGCUCUUCUCUGACAAGAAGGUCUUCAAAGCUCAGGAGGAGAAGAUCAAGGAGAUGUUUGAGAACCUGAUGCAGGUCGAACACCCAAAUAUUGUCAAGUUCCACAAAUACUGGCUGGACAUGAAGGAGAGCCAGGCUCGAGUUAUAUUCAUCACAGAGUACAUGUCGUCAGGCAGCCUGAAGCAGUUCCUGAAGAAAACUAAGAAGAACCACAAGUCUAUGAAUGUGAAGGCCUGGAAGAGAUGGUGCACGCAGAUCCUCUCAGCUCUCAAUUAUCUGCACUCUUGUGACCCCCCAAUAAUCCAUGGCAACUUGACAUGUGACACCAUCUUCAUCCAGCACAACGGUCUCAUCAAGAUCGGCUCAGUUUGGCAUCGGCUAUUUGUUAAUGUGUUUCCAGACGCCAGCAUCCACGGUAAAGGGAGGCAACACCGCGACGAGCAGAGGAAUCAGCAUUUCUUUGCUCCAGAAUACGGAGCUUGUGAAGAUGAUUAUGCCAUGGACAUUUUCUCGUUUGGCAUCUGCGCUCUAGAGAUGGCAGUACUGGAGAUCCAAGCCAAUGGAGACACAGCUGUCUCCAAGGAGGCCAUCGUCCACGCAGGUCAAUCUCUGGAAGACCCCCUCAUGAGAGAGUUCACGCAGUCGUGUCUGCGUCACGAAGCCAAGCUGCGUCCGACAGCUCACGACCUUCUGUUCCACCGGGUCUUGUUCGAGGUGCACUCCCUCAAACUGCUCGCCGCCCACUGCCUCAUCAAUAACCAGUAUUUGCUUCCAGAAAACUGUGUGGAGGAGAAAACCAAGUCCUUUGACCCCAGCGCUGUCAUGGCCGAGAUUAAACACGAGGACAGACAGGGAGUUCAGCUCAAAUAUUCCCACGUGUCGCCGUUGGAGCUCGACAAGUUUCUGGAGGAUGUGAAGAAUGGGAUUUACCCGUUGAUGAACUUUGCUUCGUCUCGGCCUCAUCCCGUCCCUCGCGCCCUGUCCUUGUCGCAGGAGCAGGUGGAGACAGUGAAGACGCCGACGCCUGAGCCACAGGAAACGGAAACGAGGAAGGUCGUCCAGAUGCACUGUAACUUGGAGUCAAAUGAAGAAGGGACCAAAACUCACGUGAGUCACAUAGUAUUACAGCUGUCGUUGUUCUUAAAGAUGGAUGACAAACUUCACAGGCAGCUCAGCUGCGACAUCCUCCCAACUGACACCUCCAAAGACCUCGCCAGUGAACUCGUUCACUAUGCCUUCAUAACUGAGGAGGACAGUGAGAAGGUGGCGGGUUUCCUGGAGGACGCCAUCGGCCGACACCGGGUCCGAGCACUCGCCGCUGGGAGCACACAUUGAGGAGGGGUCGUGACAACGUCUGGCCUUGAACUAAGGGUCAUGGGGCGUUGACCACUCUGAUCAAGAAAGGGAGAGGGCAGUGGGCAGGGUCACACAGCCGGGAACAGAAGGGAGCCAAUAGGAGCCUGACCCAGCUGGGGGAUUAAUUGGGGACAAAUAGAGAAGGACGCUGGGCCUUGAUGGUCAGUAAACCACAACAGAGCGACGGAGGAAAACGAAGGCACCUCUGGUCACAGCACCAGAGGCAUCAUGGCUGUGUUCAGCAGUCCCACAACGCAGUGGAAGAUUGACACACCCCCCCUCCCUAAAAGGGCUACCACGCCUUAAUAUAUUUCAACAGCUUAGGUUUUCCGUAAUCCCACCAAUCUGAAAGCCUAUGGUUUACUUACAAAAACGCAGCAGCUGUUUUCAGAGAGUGUUUUUAUUGCUCAUAAGCCUUGUUUGCACUCCACUGUCCACACUGAUUGGUGAAGACUCACUUUGAAAUGUAAACAAAAAUCCCUAUUUUCCGAGCCAAUACUCCGUCACAGUUUCAUCCAUCCAACCUGCACUGUUCACACUCUUUCUGCUGAAUUAUUUAUUUCUCUUAAACUGUGAACAAAACACAAGCACUGCACCGCACCCUCCUGUUUUUUCUUCAUUCUAGGGUUUUCCAAGAUAAAAAAGACACGCCACGCUUAAAUGUAAUGCAAUCAACCAGUGAUGAUCAAUGAGACGAUGCCUCUCUUUCAGCCUGUUGUGCUCUUAAGGGUUUUUUCCCUGUGAAAAUGUUCUGAAAGCCAAAGACUUGCAAAGUGCCUACUAUGGCAGUGUAGUUUGGACACGGCAUCACAAUCAACUUAGCAAUUGGGGAUUUUAUUUUUUUCUCAGUUUAAACUAAUUAAAAACCAGAUAGAUUUGGACUCUCAUCUCUUACCACCAGUACACUAAGUCGGCUUGUGUAAAUAUGAUGAACUUGAAUGUAUAUUGGACAUAUUAUGAAUCAAAUGUUAACGCUCUCUGCUGCAGUUUAUUGUAGUUUAGGAAGAGCUGCAGCUUUUGUGAGGAAAAUAAACUGGAAGACAUCAUGAUAAGUCCCUGAUUUCUUAAAGUCUAGUAAUGCGGAUAUGAUCUUAAACUCAUCAAUACAAUACAAAACGAUGAUUGUUAUUGCUAUAAUUGUUUCCCCCCCAAAUGAUCAGAAAAUAAUGCAUUAGACUGAAUUAGUUUUAAAGGUUUAGAGUUGCUUCAAAUGUCAAAUUUCUUCGAAUUUUGCCACCACUGGAGCUCUCCUGAAAGAGUUGGUGACCAGUUGGUCAAAUUCUCUCCCAUAAGGGUUGAGAUAUGGCGACUGAAGACAAUAGUAUAUGAUUCACAUCAUUUUUAAUCUCUACAAACAUUAAUUGACCCCUUGUGCCAUAAGAAUGGGGGCGUUGUCCCUCUGGAAGAGACCCCUCCCAUCAGGAUACACACAUUUCCAAAUAGAUUAUAGCUGAUCUCUUUGUUUUUCUAAGCGAGACAAGAAAAACCUGCUCUGCCUUCAGAGCAUGUCUGGAUGUUUACUUGCUUCUACCACACACAGAGCACAUAAUGUAUGUUAUGCAUUCAGCAGCAUUUCGAUGGGCUGCUCCAACUGUAUUAUGUCCAUUCUCCAUAACCACAUCUACUGUACUUCUCUGUCGGAAAAUGGCGGGAGUGAACCUUGGAAUGAAUUGCACUGCGGCCCACGCAAACACAGAAGUAGAUCACAUUUCAAAAUCUGCCAGAUUGCUUAGUCAGAAACCAAAUUGUUGCACCAAAAAGGGCAGCCAUUUGGGUGCAUUUGUCCUAACCACAACUCAAAAGGCAGAAAAACAAGAGUGAAUUGUCUGAUUGACCUUCAGGAGUACACUCUCGUUUGCGGGACUCUGCUUCAUGUGUUUUCCUGGAUGUGUAAAGUCGCAGUUUCAUAACAGUCACGCUGCUGUACAGCUUGCUUACAGUACUUACUCACUAUACUCUGUGUCAAGCCUUUUUUCAAUCACCAUGUCCUUCACGACAAAGGCCCUGGAAUCUCCCGGACAUCCACCUACUAUGAGCUAUGUGGUGUACAUAUUUGUUUGUGGCUAUUAAAAGAGUUUACUUUGGACAGAAAGAAUCUCAAAGCGAAGGUGUGUCAACAAUCUAGAACGCUGCAUGUCUUAAUAGCCUGAAACAUUCAAAACUUAGCAUUUUAUCAAGAAAUGAAUGUUUAGACUGUGCAAACAUGACAAAAAAAAAUCCAUAUCAGUCUUACAUUAUGACGGAUUCAUUUUUUUGUCCCAUGACUAUUGAAUGAAACUUGCCUUUGGAUGUGUUCCACUUAAACCUUUGUUUAAUAUUGUUGGUUCUGCAAUGAAAUACAUGAUAAUAAACUUAAUGUGAGAUGUUGA